Molecule: messenger RNA, 1209 nt
Organism: Cannabis sativa
Lineage: Eukaryota; Viridiplantae; Streptophyta; Magnoliopsida; Rosales; Cannabaceae
Exons: 4
Coding region: 1-1209 (402 amino acids)
Molecular function (GO): DNA binding; protein dimerization activity
Source: RefSeq, a predicted model, not a curated record
AUGAUAGAGUUACUUGCUGAAUUUGAUCCAACAAUGCAAGAACAUUCUCGUCGUAUCCUAAAAGGUGAGACACAUUAUCAUUAUUUGAGUCACAAAAUUCAAAAUAAAAUGAUACAACUAUUGGCAUAUGAGGUGAAAAGCGCAAUAGUUAGUAGAGUUAAAGAUGCAAAAUAUUUUUCAGUCAUACUAGAUUCUACUCCAGAUGCAAGUAAUGAUGAACAAAUGUCUCUUGUUUUAAGAUGUGUGAAUGUUUCAGAAAGUCCAAUUUUUGUUGAUGAAUAUUUUUUAGAUUUCAUAAAGGUUCAUGACACAUCAGGACUUGGUUUGCUUAAUGAACUUCUAUAUUCAUUGAAUACUCUUGGACUUGAUGUUGAUAACAUAAGAGGACAAGGCAAAGCUCUUCAAAGUGAAAAUAUGCAAAUUGAUGUUGCUGUCAAAGAAUUAAAAAACCUACUUUUAUUUCUUCAAAAGUAUAGAGAAACUGGUUUUGAGGAAGCUAUGACAGAAGCUACUAAAAUUGCAAUUAAAAUAAAAGUUGAGCCUGUGUUUUUGGAAAAGCGAAAAAAUAAAAGAAAGAAGAAGUUUGAUGAAGUUGUCUGUGAAGAGGUUGUACGGUCAGCAGAAGAGUCCUUUAAAAUUGAAUAUUUCAUCUACAUAAUUGAUCAAGCUAUUUCACCAUUUAAAAUCAUUCUUACAAAUUUAAUGAAGCAUGGUGAGAAAUCUGAUCUUGACAGUGAAGACUUAUACCAAGAGUUACUUAUGAUGCGUCAAAGUUUACCAAAUGAUACCAAAACAACUAUAGAUGUCUUGAGCUAUAUAAAAGAAGUGGAUGGGUGUUAUCCAAAUGCCUGGAUUGCUUAUAGAAUUUUGCUAACUAUACCUGUCACUGUUGCCCAUGCAGAAAGAAGCUUUUCCAAAUUGAGGGUCGGCCCUGAGUAUGACAAGUAUUGGAGGAAGCUUAAUGACUGUAAUGAGGCACUUCUAUUUGCCUUAGUUCUUGACCCUAGAUAUAAAGUUGAUUAUCUCUAUCAUUGUUUUAGCUUUACUCAUACGAAGUUAGAAUGCAAAGAGAUGGUGAAAGGGGCGGAACAAAUGAUUCACAGAAUGUUUAAUCAAUAUAAUGAUUCAGCAUCAAGUAUUGAUUCCUCAAUCACUCAAUCACAAGCUCAACCUAUCGAUGACGUGGUUCUUCCUCAUUCAUCUUUCUAG